AUGACAAACAAAUAUUGUAUAAGUAUAAUAAAUUUAUCGAUAACCCAUAUGAACUAAGCAGUAAACCGAGACGAGUCAUACAUUCAAUUUGGCAAGCAGUCAAAACAAUAUGUUUGCUUUCAAAAAAGGUACAUAAAAAAUAUUUAUAUAAGUUACAGUUUCAUAGAUUUAAUAUUAAAACUUAUAAAAUAUUAAGUCGUUUAUGCACAAAUAAUGUAUAAAACUAGAUUAAUUAUUCACAUACUUUUAAAUUACUUAUCUAUUAAAUUAAUACCUAUAGAUAAAUAUUAUAAAAUAAGGAUUUUUGUAUGAAUAUCAGAAUAAAAAAAAAAAAAAUUUAAAAUUUGUGAAGCUUAUUAUUAAAUUACUUUUCUGAAAAAAAAUGUUUCUUUUUAGUAUUUUAAGAAGAUAAUUUUUCAAUGGAUUUAUUAUUAUUAUUUAUUUUAUUUAUUUAUUAUAGUUAGGAAAAUCGGGAAAAGACGUAGGAUAAACGAAUAAAUUUAUUUUACGUCAUCAUGAUUUCAUGGUUUUAUAUUUGUGUAACUGGCGGUCGGGAAUUGGGCCACAUUUUAUCUACGAUCUACCUGCUUCGUAAACAAUAUUUUUGUACAUUUUAUUACCCGAGCCACAAAUAAAAGGUAUAUUUUUAAAGAGUACCCAGAGAUUGGGUCACAAAUGUAUAACAUAAAAAUAUAUUAAAAUGUAUAAUAUAAAAUACAAUACCUAUAAAAUUAGUUAAAUAAUUAAUAAUUUGUUCUCAUUCAAGAUAGUGAUUAUAUUCAAUAUUUUUUUUAAUAAAUUUAAAAUUAGUCAAAUAAUUAUAAUUUUUUUUAAAAAUAAUGUGAUACAGAUUGCUUUGCACAGUAUUCUUAACAUAAUUCGAUUUUAACGAACAUAUAAGAAAUUUAAAUUUGUAAUCGUGGAAAAAAUAAUAAUAUGGUUUAAAAUAGUGGUGUUAAAUAGAGGUUCGCUUUUUUUAAAAUCUUAAAUGUAUAAAAUAGUUAAAUUAAAAUAGUGGCCCAAUCACCGGGUUUACCUGCUAUAAAUGUAAAAUUUUAGUGGCCCAAUUACCGUGUAUCUUUUCGAAAAAAGGUUCAUUGUGACCCGAUUCCCGGACACCCCUUGUAACUUAUGUUUUCUUGAACUACUUUCCUAGACGCGUCUAACCACUGAUUUAUAUAAAUUAUAAUAUCUAAAUAUUGAUAUUUAAACCGACACGUAUACAAUUAUUGUUUCGAUAUUUUAGAUAAUUGACGUACAUUUUCUCGGCCUACUCAAUAUUAAAAUUUGAUAUUUUUCUUAGUUCAAUCAUUAGUAUAUCAUUAGUAUCGGAUAAUAGAAUUAUAAUUAAAUUUCAACAAGUGAUAAAUUUCCGAUAAUUUAGACCAUCGUUACCACACUGUUUUAUAAAUAAUAAUACUCGUUUUAAAUACAUCUUGAAAGAAAGAUUAUCUGUAAUUGUACUCAAAAUACGUUUAAAGUGUAUUUUUUUACAAAUUUGCUUACAUCACAAUUAUAUUAUAAGCUAUAAUAAAUAGGAUUAAAUUAGUUAUAUCCAGUGGCACAAUUAGAAUAUAUGCGCUCCGAGGUGAAACAACUUUAUUGCCACUCCUUCUACUCCCUCUUAUUUUCACUCACCACUUUUCACAACCUCAGACAUUCCCUCCCCACCCUAAAUUACUAAUAAAAUGUGCCCCUUGCUUUUUUUGAAUACCAUUUUAAAAUAUUUAUCUUUUUUUUUUUUUCAAUUUGUUGAUCGGUUCAUUAAUGAAAAAUUUUUUCGAUUGGAGCAAGUUUUCUGGUUGAAAAGUUGUAAAUAGACAGAAAAAAGUAUUAGAAUCUAAAAUUUAACGAAAACUAAUCGAAAACAUGAUCAGUUUUUUUUGAAGGGGUGACAUUGUUAGCCAUUUUAACAAUAUGUGCUGAUAAUGGUAAAGGAACCACCACCGAAAAUGAUGCACAAAUGAAGGAAAUGCUCUUUAAGAAACAAUUGACGGAAAAUGUGGCUACAAUAACAAACAUUUUACAAAAAGAUGACAAAGACAAAUGCCCAAAUAAUUAUGUUAAAUUUUAUUUGUACACACAGUGCGUUUAUAAUAUUUGUUUUCUUAUAAUAACGGUUUUUUUUUAAAUUUCUAAAUCAAGAAUCUCAUACUGUUAUAAUAUAUUAUGAUCACAGACAGGAUAACAAAGGCAAACCUAUUCCCACUGAAGUUUCAGAAGGUACCGAACAUAUAAUAUUGAAUUCGAUAAAUCCUAUAAAUUUGAAAAUAAUGAUACACGGAGCCUAUGGACAUAAAGAUGAUGCGUUUAAUAUACUGAUUAGAAAAUGUAAGUGAACCAUGCGUCGAUUUCAUCCAAACGAUUUAAAAUAUAAAAUAAUUGAUUUCGUAAAAUGAAGGGAGGUAUAUGAUACUACGGGUAUAGAAAACCCGGGGCCCCGAGCUCCUAUUGGUGGAAAGCCUAGGGGGGUGAUUUCAAUAGGUAUAUGGUAAUGUUUCUGUAGGUUGAAGGAAUUCACUUUAUAGUUAAUAAUACCAUACUCCUUGUGGUUAGGUAUCAGAUAACAUUCAUACAGUACCUCUACUUAUCCUUAGAGUCGAUAAAUGAGGUUGUAUUAGUUUGACAGCCGGUGUAAAAUUCUGUCAAACGGUACGAAGAGUUCUAAACAAGACUUUAGCGGAUUGUUUUAUCUCGGAUGUGCGUAGUGACAAUGUCAGAGGAGGUAAUAUGGUGCAUGAUAAUAGAAAAUCUAGAAUAGGCACGUUAACAAUCGGUUUCAGGAAUUAAAAUUAGCACUUGAAGAAAAGGGAUUACGGAUAAGUAGAAGUAAAAUAGAGUAUAAAUUUGGAGGAAUAAAACAAGACAACUAACGACAAUAAGCGAGGUUAAAAGUUUUAAGUAGGAUUUUUUGUAUAAAAGAACGGUAACUUUUAUAAGAAUGUGAAAUAUAGGAUUAAGUGUGGUGGAUGAAGUGGAAAGAAGUGUAAGGUGUUUUAUGUCACACGAGAAUUUCAAUAAGAUUUAAAGUUAAUGUCUACAAAAAUGUCGUAGACGGAAAAAUAGAAAUGAGAAUAAGUAUAACAGAGACGAUAAUGCUUAAGUGAAUAAGUGUAAUGAUGAGAGAAGAUAGGAUAAGGCAAUGGCGUAUUUACGGGGGGGGGUCUAGGUGUACUGGACCUCUCUUACAACUAUCUCUACCUCUAUCUUUUACAACAAAAAAACGUUCUUUAAUGCCCAAUAUUUAUGAAUCGAAUGUAUUUUCUGAUAAAGUAGUAGAUGAAAAGAAGUAUGAUAUAGGUAUGUAUACGAAUUGUUUGUUGAAGCAACACGAAAUUGAAAAAAUUCUACAACAAAUUUGGAAACCUGAAAAUAAUUUUCAAUUUCCACUAAAUAUAAGUUGUAAAAAAAUUCAAGAUUUAAAUUUUCAUGGUUGUCUAAAUUUACUUGGUUAGCGUAUUCUUUAAAGUUUGAUGGAGUGUUUUGUAAAUUUUGUGUUGCAUUUGCUAAUAACGAAGCAGGAACCAAUUCCUAACCACUUGGUGCUUUAGUCAAAAAACCAUUUCAUAGUUGGAAACACGAAACUGAAACUUUUAGAAAUCAUUUCAGUUUACAAUAUCAUUUAAAAUGUUUAUCAGACACUGAUAAUUUCCUAAAUAUAAAAAAAAAAUCCAUCAUUAUCUAUUGAAAACAAAUUGGAUUCUAGUCAUGCAAAACAAGUAAUGAAAAAUAGAAAAUAUAUAAUAUAAAUAAUAGAUAAUAGAAACUAUACUUUUAUGUGAGGAGCAAAACUUUUCAAUCAGAGGCCAUUGUGAUUCUGGUAAAAUUGAAUAAGAACAUUUGGAGCCCAGAGAAAAUGAUGGAAAUUUUCGUAAUAUUUUAAAAUAUCGAGCACUUGGUGAUGCCAAUUUAAAAAUAUUCUUUAAAAGUUCAUGUCGUAUUAAAUACAUUAGUUCCAUUAAUCAGAAUGCCAUACUUGAUGCUUGUAAUUCUAUUUUACUUUCUAAGAUUGUUAAUAGAGUGAAAAAUGCUUCACAGUCCUUGUGGACGAAAUGGCUGAUAUAUCUGGAAUUGAACAAGUUUCCAUUUGUGCCCGCUAUGUAAAUUUAGAAACAUGUACAUAACAUGAAGAUUUUCUUCAGUUUGUUCCAACAACUGAUUUAACUGGUAAAGGAUUAGCUACCUUAAUACUGGAUAACUUAAAACAUUUUGUAAUCGAAACAUAGUAUCUAUUUGAGCAAGGUUUUGAUGGAGCGGUUGCAAUGUCGGGGAAAUAUAAUGGUGUUCAGUAACAUAUUAAACAAGCUCAUCCAAUAGCCAUUUAUAUUCAUUGUUCUGCCCAUCCUCUCAAUCUUUCUGCUUCUUCAUCAUGUAGUAUUCAAAGUAUAAGAAAUUGUUUAAGAAAGUUCGAAAAUGUCGAGAUUUUUUUAUAUUUUUGAAACGUAGAGCUGUGCUUCCACUAGUUAUUAAACAAUCAGAAAAUAAAAUGGGUUAUCAAGUAUUUGGAGGUUAUCUGAAGUAAGUGUUAACAUUUUAUUCAGUAAAAUAUUAAUUUUUUUAUUUGUGUAAAAUGUAUGUUUUCUUUUUUCUAAAAUACACUUAAUUGAUUGGCUAUGAUGUCCAUUCACAGAAGAGAUUCUCUAUCACCACAAGAAAUUUUGGAUGAACUUUAUAAAAAAAGAAACGAUUAGAUUUUGUACUUUAAAGUUAUAAAAUAUACUUGUGUUCAAAUUACCCUAUGAAUUUAAAAUAUCUGUGAAAAUAAUUACUUUCUAUUUUUAUAAUCUAUUAAAAACUAUUUCUUUAUCAGCACCUAUAUCACGUCAGAAUAAUUGCCCCCCCUUUAGAAAAAAUUGAAAAUACGCCACUGCAAAUAAGGAAUAAGUAAAUAAGAGGUAGAUUAGGUGAGACUUUGAUAAUAAACAAAAUUAUAGGAAAUAUACUGACAUGGUUUGGGAAUGACGUGAAAUUCCCAGAGAGGAAUCUGAAACGGUAAGAAUUAUUCAGGUAACUUAGUUAAGAUUAAUGAGCAGUUCCCGUUCGGUUAUUGUUGUAUACCGUACGUUGUCGCAUUCUUUUUUUGAACAUUUAUAUGCUAUUUUAAAUAGGUAUAUCGCAAGUUCGAAUCGCUCUAUUAUUUUUUAAUAUCACUGUUUUAGAAAUAAGCGCUAAGCAUCUUUUAUGCGUUUAUAUGUGUACAUUUUGUGAAUUUUAUAGAGUGCCGGCGUCAGAUUUUACGAGGCCGAUUAAUUCGGAAUGCUCUGAAAACACUAUCUACAAAUCUUUAGUGAAAACUGAAAAGACACAAUUUAAUCACAUCUUCUCUUAGUAUUUAAUUGUUAUUUAAUUAUAUUUUUAAAUAAAUAAAUUCAUAAAAUAACACUAAUUCAUUAACUAUUUACUACUUAUUAAAUUAAAUUUAGCAUAUAAUAGUUAAACGUCACAUUUUGAUAAAAUAAAAUUGUUUUUUUUUUCAUGCAUAUCGCUAAGGCCAAAGUAACAUAUAAAUCAAUAGAAAAAAUUCAAUUUUCGAUUCAAAAAUAGCAAAAACACAUUUUAGGGGUUUAAAUUUGAGAUAAAACAAAAUACCUUUCUCUCGUUUUGAAUGACAAAUGUGCAAAGUUUCAUCCAAAUCGGAAUAAAAAUGUAGAUUUAUAUAAACCAUCAUAAUUCAAAUUUGAUUUUAUAAAAAUAUUAAUCAUUUUUCAAUGUUAAAUUUUUUUUUGUAAUUAACAUGGACAAUGGUGAGGCCUUGUAGCUCCCUUCGCCUCUCACUGUCAAUGGUAUUAUUUAUUUUAAGUGAAUAAAAAACACUUUAGUAACCUGCAUUGGGAAAUUUUAAAUAUAUCAUAAAUACUAUUCAAUUACAUUUUGUCGAUAGAUAGAUAGAUUUGAUAGAUAAUUUUUAUAAUCUAAAAAUAAUAAACACGCAAUUUUUUUUUUUCAGCUUAUUUUACAGUAGAUAGUAACCGCAAUAUACUAGUGGUUGAUUACAAAUUUUUAGGAGACAACUUGAUAGGUAUGCCAUAUAGAGUGUACGAUGUCGUUGAACUCGUUGCAAAAUGUACGGUACGAAUUUUGUAUAAGAUAAUAAAGGAAAAUAGCGGUAGUAUAAUAAAUACACACGUCAUCGGAUUCAGCUUGGGAGCUCAAAUCGCAGGAUCUCUGGCAAACAAAUUAAAAAUCACUAAUAACGGUGGUUUCUCUCAUACGAUAAGUAGAAUUACAGGCAAGUGAUAAUUAUUUUAGUAAAUAUCAAAGUGAUUAUCACAAUAAUUACUAUACAUGUACUCGUAUUACUUAUUCAACCAAUAUUGAUUUAUCGUGAAUUUAAUUUGAUUUAUUUUGAUAAAUAGCUCUAGAACCUGUUUUACUCAAUUUCGAAGGAAAAAGAAGUAUAUUGAAUAAAGAUAGUGCACCUAUUGUGGACGUUUUGUAUACAAAUUUUGGAAGCUUAGGUCAAAUAUUUCCAAUUGGAACGCAUAUCUUUUAUGCCAACGGUGGAUUAUGCCAACCAAAAUGUGAUAUAUUUGACAGUGGGUAUAGGUAAUUUAAUAAAGUCCAACAAGUUGUAUACCCAUGAAUAGAAAAACAAUAUGCGAAAUAUUGAUUUCCAUCAAAUUAUUUAACUGUUAAUGUGCAUAAUAAAAAACUACUGCAUUACAUUACUCAACAUUGUUUUAAUAUUAAAAUCAAUAUAGGAUGAAAUUUGUGAAAAAUGUAUAUUUUGCCAAAAAAAUUGUAUUCGCAUUUAAUUAAAUAAAAUGAAAAUGGUACAAAGACUUCAAAUGACUAUAAAUAGUUCAAUAAUUUCCAAAAUGACAUCUAGUUUUAAUAAAUAAAAUCAAGAUUUGGAUCGACGUCAUCAAACUGUGUAGUUGUGCUUUGUGUUCGAGUAAUUUUUAAAAUAUAGGUAAUAAAACCAUUUAUAAGAUAAGUGGAUUUUUAUUAUUUACACCGAAAAUAGUUGAAUGGAUAUUAUUUCGAUAGCGUUAUAAAUGUUUGAAUAUAGUUUAUUCUCAUUUUCUUAUUAUUGCAUAACUAAAAUGUUAAUUUGCGUAUAUUUAAAACCAAUAGAGAUGUGCCAAUGUUCCUGGCUACAACGCGAACAAUAAAUAAAAAAUCAUGUUUUUGAAUACAGCUAUAUGGUAUAUGCAGAUAGCAGGUAUAUGGCUAUUUGGUUUAUAAUUACUCACACAUCGUGGACACUUCUACUCCAUCCAUUUUAAAAUACAUACAAUGCAUAAAAUCAAUGUACAAGUUUGAAUAUUUUUGUGAUUUAUAAGGCACAUUUUUCAGAUGAUGGGUACAAUUGUAGUCACAAAAGAGCGUAUACAUUAUUUGCAGAAUCGAUUGAAUAUAAGGAUCCCAAAUAUGGAUUUUUUUCCAAGAGAAGGGGCCAUAAUGAACCUAUGAGUUUUUUACUCGGACUAAAAAAUAAAAUAAUUUAUGAUAGUGCAAAAUAUAAGUUCGGAGAAUAUUUGGAGACCAAUCAAGAGAAGUAAGUCCAACUGAAGGUAAACAUAAAUUCGGAGCCCAAAAGAAUUUCUGGACUUUUGGAAUCUAUUAAUAUUAAGGAAGUUCUAAUCUUGAUUUUAGAAAACUAAUUUCCAGGUGUCCCCAGACAGGUUACGAAAAUUAUUACAUUUUUUUUCAGAUUUUUUCCUCUUCCUUAUUAAUUUCUCUAUCAAGCAUAAACUUAAUAUAAGGGUGUUGAAUUUUCCAUGCCAAUGCAUAACCAGCACAUCAUUUUUUUUUUUAGAACCCCAGAAAUACAGAAUAGGAAAUAGAUAUGUUGAUUUUUAAAUAAAAAGUUCUUACAAAAUAGGAAAAUGAACAAAUGUGAAAAUAUUUAAUUCGUGUUUUGGCAAACUUUUUUCUGGUAAUACAUCAUAGGAUACUCCAGCAUAUCUUUUCGCCACAUUCCUGAUAACUUUGCGCAUACUGUUCUGAUUUCAGUAUCAUGUAAUACAUAUUUAAUACAGGCACUAAAAAAUUGAAUUAGUGGGAGAGGAGAAGGGGAGUGGCAGGCUUAACCUACAUAGUAAAAUAUAUCGAGCACUUGAGUACAAAUUGAUGUAUACAAACGAAAAAUUAGCUGGUGUAAUUUGCAGUACUGUAAACUGUCACUAUUGUAAGUGGGAAAGUUUAUAUUAUAAAUAAUGAAAUUUAAUUUAUAUCAAUGCGCGUAAAAAAAUAUCAUUGUUAACGAUACAGAGGUUAGAUUAAAGUUCGAUUAAACAUACAUAUUUAAUAUUAAAUUAAUUUAUACCAGCGAAUAAAUUAAAAAGACGUCCUAGGAUAAUGGGGUCGGGUGCAGCCACUGUUAUAAGUAAUAUAAUAUACAUCUGUAAGUAACGAUAAAUCAUUUCUAACGAAAAAACGAUUUUGAGCGAAGUUCAGUGACGUUUUGUCAACAAUGUAUACGUUUUAUGGUAAAAUAAUUUCCUAAUAUACCUCUCCACACCGAUUUCCUUUCAGAAAAGGUGCUACAUUUAACAAUUUUAGCAAGAUCUCUGGUAGAAAAGUUGUCCAUAGAUAAAAAAAAAAAUAUAUUAAAUAUAAACAUCAUUGAUAAACUAUACGUUUCUUCACUCCAUUCAGAAUCUAAAAUUGUCAUAGUGAAAUUCGAGCUGUAGAAUUUUAUUAUUUAUCAAUAUAUUAUUUGUGUGAAAUUAUAUUAUUUCAUAAUAAUGUUCUGUCUAGUCGAUAGGGGAAAAAGAAAUUUUACCAUUUAAAUGUUAAAUAUUAUAGAUAUUCAAAAUUUGCAAAAUUGAAGAAAAUUGGGGAUACCAACAUGGGUUGCUUAUAAAUAAAUACUACAAAUUAUUUUUAAAUAUCUAUCGAUUAUUAUUUAUUUAAUUAUACUAAUAUUUGUGUAUUUCUUUUUUUAAGAGUUGAUGAUGGUGUUUUUUAUUUCGAAACAAACAGUCAAUAUCCAUUCGCUCAGGACAUUGAUUGUACUACCGAAGAAAGAAGUACAUAUAAAAAUUUCAAUUUUAUCUCGACAAUUAUUUCCUCCAUGACUGAUUGGUGGAGUAAUCAUCCACCGUUACAUGAAGGCACACCAUCUUAUCAAAGUUCUCAGUAUGAAGGACCUCUUUUUGAGGAAGAAAUUAUCUUUGAUUAGUUAAUCUCACUAAUCUCUUACCUGAUUAAGAAAAGAAUAUAUUGCAAUGAUCCUGCGAAUAAAUUAAAUUGCAGUAUUACACAUUUUUUUUUAAAAACGUCUCACUUAAGUAGAUCAUUUGUUUUUUCAAUUAUAAAAGUACAUAUACUUAUAGUAUCAAUUUUAUAUAAAAAAUUAAUUAGAAUUUUGAAAAAUUGCCCUAAAAAUAUUUAUAAUAAUUUUGAUUAAAUUAUUAUAUUAUAGUUUUUUACGUUAUGAUUGUAAUAAAACAAUUUAUGAAACACUAUUUCCCAAUAAAAUGAUG
This is a messenger RNA of Cinara cedri, 9434 nucleotides long. The record is from the annotation of a GenBank genome assembly. Lineage: Eukaryota; Metazoa; Arthropoda; Insecta; Hemiptera; Aphididae.